Molecule: messenger RNA, 2192 nt
Organism: Cladophialophora immunda
Lineage: Eukaryota; Fungi; Ascomycota; Eurotiomycetes; Chaetothyriales; Herpotrichiellaceae
Exons: 1
Coding region: 112-1506 (464 amino acids)
Biological process (GO): regulation of transcription by RNA polymerase II
Cellular component (GO): nucleus
Molecular function (GO): DNA-binding transcription factor activity, RNA polymerase II-specific; RNA polymerase II cis-regulatory region sequence-specific DNA binding
Source: RefSeq, a predicted model, not a curated record
CACGGUGUGGUUCUGCAGACAGUGAUAUUUGCUCAAUCAGAGUCUGGGUUCUACUUCACUUUGUUUGGUUCUGGCUGUUAGAGUCGUCUCACUUAUACCUCACUUAUAGUCAUGGAGCAGGAGCCAGAAACACCGGCCUCAGGGUCGCCCUUGUCAGAUAUCGACUCAGAUGAAUUUCCUGAGGACGUCAAAUUUCACCGCAGGUCGCGUUCCCAUUCACGGGACUCUACUAUCUCCGCCUCAGAUGACGAGACGGCGUCCGCUAUGAGUGCUACAGCAGCAGCUCUCGACAUGCCUCCCGCCAAACGUCGAAAGACUGGGGCUUCGAGCUACGAUCAUGCCACCCCUCAGUCAGCUUCAACCGUCAUCCCUCCUCGCUCGCCAACAGGGUCAAUAUCAAGCGACUCGUCAGGCUCGGUGCCUACCUCACCUUCGUUUGCCAACCUCGGCCCUACGCAUCCCUUGUCGACCGCAUACGCAGCUGCCCAAGCCAACCCUGAAAACCCAGAAUUGGCAGACUAUGUCCAAGUAACAAAGUGUCUAUGGGAUGGUUGCACGGAUCAGGAGCAAGGCAACAUGGACAACCUGGUUGCUCAUAUCAACGACGUUCACAUCGUGCCGCGUCAGAAGAAGUACUACUGCGAAUGGGAGGGUUGCGCGCGCAAGGGCCAGCCGCACACCAGUGCUUACGCAUUGAAAGCUCACAUGCGAAGCCAUACCAAGGAGAAGCCUUUCAUGUGUGCUCUGCCCGAGUGUGACCGCAGCUUCACUAGGUCUGAUGCCCUCGCAAAGCAUAUGCGCACAGUCCACGAGACUGAGGCCUUACGCCCGAGUGAUCCAGUGCCUAGGGGGCAUACCGGGGGCAUAUCAAAUGGAGGAUCAUCCGGCAUCCCCAUCAAAAGACUGAAGCUGACCAUGGGGGGCAAGACGAAUGGCGACAAAAAAGCUACUCUAAUCGGAGAUCUGCCCUCUCUACCGACCCGGUACACGCUUUCUAUGAUGGGAAUCAAUCCUGAUGACGUUGCGAUGGCGGACGAUGAUGGGCCAGAAGAGCUCGUUGACGCAAUUGACGUGGAUAGUGUUCCGUUGUCUCUGCCUGUUCCUGCGGACUACUAUCCGACCGAGAUUUGGGACGACAUGGACGAAUACGAGCGCAGUCUUCCUCCAUCACAAUGGUUCCGGCUCUUGCGUCGACAGAUACACUGGGCUGAACAAGAAGGCCGCGAUCUACAGCAAGAACUGGAAGAUCUACGGGCAACGACGGAAGACGCCAAGGGGAACCCGAUCAGAAGGGGUGUGGGAGACGAAAAAGGGGCCGACGAGAACAGGAGGACGGAGUGGCAGCGGUCGGAGGAGCUAUUGGACGCAGUGUUGCAGGCUGAAGUCGGACAAGUUUUGGAGAUGUUCACUGAUGAGAAGGUGAAUGAUGAUCGAAAUCCAUGGGAAAUGCUCAAAGGCUUAGAGGCGCUUACCACCACCACGACCUCGGCGGCUUCAGUGGCAUGAACGAUUGCCCAGGCGGCUCGUCGACGCACAGGUCCAUAGCACACACAAUUGGCCCGAAAUUGUACGAGAUCGUGUGAUCACGAAUUCAUCCCGGUCCCUGCGCUUAGACGGGGGUCCGAUGAUCCUUUUCCGCUGCGAGGUUCUUUCCACUCCAAGUAACUAUUUUUUGACAAAUCCGAAUACGUGAGAUGCUAUUUGAGGGAAGACUUGGGGGACGCUACGGUUGGCAACGGGUAAUCUCGAGUUCAGCUUGUUGAAGCGCAUCUAGCAAGGCGAGGACCGCACCAUUGGGGUUGAAGCAGGAUGCAAAGAUCCAGCAUCACCGAGUAUUCCCGGAAAGCCUGGUCGUCUGGGACAGAGGGUACCGCUACGGAAGCUGAAGCACACACUCAAACGCACACACCCUCUCCUCUCAUGGGUCGGCAAAAAUCAAUCAAACCAGAUCGCAUUCAACCUUUGCCAAGAGGGUCUGUUCCACCCACAGACAGGGCUCAAUGCUGCCGAACAAGAUAGACCUGGUCGAUCCUCGGAGCGCUUUUUGUCAGCCAGAGACCACACGACUUCUUCUCAUUCGUUCUUGGUCUGUCGACGGGAAAAGGUUAGAGAGUGAGAACUUGUUCCCACGGGUCCCCCCGGUGACGGUGACGGUGACGUGCUCUGAUCUGGCAAAAGGGUUUCCAAGCAAG